UUAAAACAAGUGCGAUUUAGGGCCAUAGGUUUAGUCUUGAGUAUCCUGUGUUUUCUGUAGUCAUUUUCUACUGCAAAACGACCCUAUCAGACGAAAGAAAGGAAGACCAGGUUUUUGCUGAACCAGUCAAAUGAAGGCUAGAUUCUGUUGUGAUCGUCAGACUUUAAAGAUGAGCAUCUGGCUGAUGAUGAUCUGGGUGUCUCACACUGUGGGAACAGCAACAAAGGCCUUUGUUGUAACACAGUGGCCGACAGUGGCUGAGGUGAUGGCUGGAGAAGAUGUCAUUUUAAACUGCAACAUUGCAGAGCUGUACUCCUCCUGUUCAACAGUGGCUUGGCUGAGGGUCAUUCCCGAGAACGCAACGAUCAGCCUGACCGACAGACUUCAGAUCGAUCCUCAUCACUUGUCCAGCCAGUGGACCAGUAUUUGUACUGCUGUUAUCACCAAUUCAACGGUGCAUGACUCCAGUAUGUACUACUGCGCAGCUGUGAAAAGCCGCUUUGCUCACAUCGGUAAUGGAUCCAGAGUCAUUGUGAAAGAACACACUGUGUUUCCUGUUAUUGAUAUUCUUACUCCGCUGAUCACAAACGGUCCUUUGGUCCCUCUUCAGUGUGUUGUGAACAUGGUCGAGACUUCUCAGGUUCAUAUGUUCUGGACUGUGGAGGGGAAAAAAGAGAAAGGACAGCCAGUUUUGACACAUGGGAAUGAUGGUGUCAUCCAGAUCACUAGGAGCCAGAUCCUGAUUACUGCUGACGAGUGGGAAAGGAAGGUGCAGUGUGUGUGUGUAGUGGAGUCUGGAGGACAGCUCUAUACCAAGACCCUUCAGCCACAUGAUGCACCAGAUGUGUGUUAUGCUGCAAAAUACAUAUAUCUGUCUGUCUGCUUAAUUUUCGGUAUCCUGCUUCUGGCAACAGUAAUUAUUUAUAGGUUGGGACGGAAAACCUUUUUGAUGAUAUGUCUAUGCAAAAACAUAUAGUUUCAAAGAGCUUUCAGUUUAUGUCCAUUAUUUUGCUUUAACACAUUUUUAUUCAUCAAACUUAUUUUGGUAUGUGCCAUUGCACAUCAGAUGAAAGAAGGCAACAGUUAGUAAUAUUUUGAUAUCUCUUCUCAAAAAGCAUGAGUAGUUCUGAUGUUUAUGUUCAGAUCGUUAUGGAUCUUUGAUGUUUUGAAUAGUGUUGUUUGUUUUGUGAAUUGAAAGGGUAAAUUUAUACUUUCAUCCAAUAUGUUCUGAACUUUGUUUAUUCCAAUAGAGUGAAUAAAAA
Messenger RNA from Cyprinus carpio (common carp), 1262 nucleotides. RefSeq lists its product as uncharacterized. Lineage: Eukaryota; Metazoa; Chordata; Actinopteri; Cypriniformes; Cyprinidae. The record is from RefSeq and is a predicted model, not a curated record.